CACACCCAUACCCGCGGUCCCGCUGACCGACGUUCUCUCGUCCUCCCCUGCAGCCCCGCUCCCCAGCCUCGCGUAUAAGGAGGACGGUCGUCAUCCUCAACUAUAAGAGGGUGGCCGACGUCACGAUGGGGUCGCGUUCCCGUGCCGCCCUGGGGGACAUCGGCAACUGCGUGUCUCGUCCGAAAGUGCGGCCAGCCGCCAAGAAGUCGGCGUUGGAGGCGGACCACGGGCACCCGAGUGUCAAGAACGGCCCCACGGAGAGAGUGGUCACCAAGAGCAUAAUGAGGCUUGCCGCCAAAGAAAACGUGCCUCCUCCAGCCCCGAAUAUCCAGCCAGAGCCGUCCCAGUCAGAGCAUCGGUCUCCAAUGCCCGUGGAAAGAUGUGAAUCUGUUCCAACAGCAGGCAUGCUGUGUCAGGCUUUUUCUGAAGUCCACCUUCAGUCUGAUGACCAAGAUAUGGAAGGUAGUAGUGACCCAAACCAGUGCAGCAGCUAUAUGAAGGACAUCUACAAGUAUCUGAGAUGCAUGGAGGAAAAUCGACCUGUCAGAUACCAGUACCUGGCUGGACRGGAAAUCAGUGGGGACAUGCGUGCCGUACUAGUAGACUGGCUUGUCCAAACUCACAUGUUUUUCAAGUUCCAGCAAGAGACCUUGUUCUUGACAGUUUCCAUCAUCGAUCGCUUCCUGCAGGACAAUGUUAUUUCCAAGACAGAUCUGCAGCUGCUUGGUGUCACAGCUCUAUACAUUGCCAGCAAAUAUGAAGAGAUUGUUGUGCCAUGUAUUGGAGACUUUAGCUGUAUAACUGAUCAGACUUUCUCCAAAGCCGAUAUUAUCCAGAUGGAGAGGAAGAUCCUGAAAGCCCUGGACUUCUUUCUGGGUUGUCCUCUGCCUCCACACUUCCUAAAAAGAGCUUCAAAGAUUGCAGAGGUGAACUCUGAACAAUGCACUAUGGCCAAUUACCUGAUGGAGCUGUGCAUUGUGGAUUAUGAUAUGGUUCACUUCCCACCAUCCAGGAUUGCAGCAGCUGCCUUCUGCUUGUCUCUGAAACUCCUCAAAGGACACAAGUUGUUACCAUUUCUGCAACAGUACACAUUUUACACUGAGAGUGAAAUUCUCCCAGUUAUGCAGCAUGUGGCAAAGAAUGUAAUUGCUGUGCAGAAGUAUGAUGCCAAGCAGAAGGCAAUCAUGGAGAAAUAUGCCACCGCUGCUAACAGCAAGAUAAGCACCACUGARAAGUUGUACUCUCCUAUUAUCUGGGAUCUAGCUAAGCCUCUGGUUAAAAAAAUGUAACUCCUGUGUGACCUCAUGCAGAAUCCGGCUCACUGUAUAUACAAAGUAUCCUAUUUGUGUUAAUAUAUUAAAGCAGUUAU
Malurus melanocephalus (red-backed fairy wren) is the source of this 1369-nucleotide messenger RNA. Its product is annotated as G2/mitotic-specific cyclin-B1-like. The record is from RefSeq and is a predicted model, not a curated record. The transcript is spliced from 7 exons. Gene Ontology annotation, molecular function: cyclin-dependent protein serine/threonine kinase regulator activity. Bases 126 to 1289 code for a protein of 387 amino acids. Gene Ontology annotation, biological process: mitotic metaphase chromosome alignment; regulation of cyclin-dependent protein serine/threonine kinase activity; mitotic cell cycle phase transition. Gene Ontology annotation, cellular component: nucleus; mitochondrial matrix; cytoplasm. NCBI's taxonomy places the organism in Eukaryota, Metazoa, Chordata, Aves, Passeriformes, Maluridae.